This is a messenger RNA of Anoplopoma fimbria (sablefish), 5120 nucleotides long. It is a transcript of the gene ano10b, whose product is annotated as anoctamin 10b. Gene Ontology annotation, biological process: chloride transmembrane transport. Bases 181 to 2274 code for a protein of 697 amino acids. NCBI's taxonomy places the organism in Eukaryota, Metazoa, Chordata, Actinopteri, Perciformes, Anoplopomatidae. The transcript is spliced from 16 exons. Gene Ontology annotation, molecular function: chloride channel activity. The record is from RefSeq and is a predicted model, not a curated record. Gene Ontology annotation, cellular component: plasma membrane.
UCUCUGGAAGUUCCUCCGCAUUCCUGGCAUAUACCCACUCACACACACACAUACACAUAUAUACCAGCACAGACAGCUGGGAGGAACCACAUACUGAGGCUGGGAGUUCGGAGGGGUUGUGGGCCUGCUGUAGGACCAGGAACCAGAACCUCUUCAUCAACACUCCCUGCCAGUCUCAGCAUGAGUAAGGCAGGUGGUGAUGAAGGUGGUGGCGGCGGUGGCAGCAGCAGUGAAGCAGAUGAGCAGCCGGAGGGUAAGACUCCAGCGGGGGCGGCCCCGAGCAAACUGAGUGCUACCACUAUUGGACCGGGCUGGACCAAAGUUAGCUGCCCCUGCUGUGUAUCGGAGCGGGUCGAGCCGUUGGUUCUGGUGAAGCUCGGAGAAAAGGUUCGCCCUGAGACGAAAAGGUGGCUCAUCAGAGUGAUUGGAACUUCUCAGAAAGAUGGAGGUGCUGGAUUACUGACCCACCCGGGCGAGGACGCCACUGGGAACAUCCUUGUGCUCUCUGCCCCACGCUGUACGUUACUUAAAGCCACUGAAGAGUUGGGCCUAUGUAAGACUUACCGCAACGGGGAAAUGGAAGCCUUCUCCUACAACGACAGAGACAACUUUAAAGAUUCAGACAACAUGGAGGUGUUCCUGACCCUGGCGGAGCGGCAGUACAUAGUGAAGUAUGAGCUGGACGGUCUGAGGGCGCAGAGAGACCUGAGAAUACCGGGCCUGUCUGACGGAUACACACUGCAAAACCGUGACAACAUCUGGCCGAAGCUCGGGUCAGCUGGUGUUGUUGUGGACACGCUUCCACUCCACAACCCGGACAAACUGAAGGAUCUCAGUAAGGCCUGGUAUUCUGGGAAUCAGCUGGCUCAGCCUCUGGAUUCAGUCAAUGGUUAUUUUGGAAGCCCUGUGGCGUUCUACUUCAGCUUCCUUGAUUUCUACACCUGGUCUCUGCUCCCACCAGCGAUACUGGGCCUCACCAUCACAUACUUCUCAGGUGAGGUCCAGAAGGAGAUGGAGGAGUCCCUCUCUGCCUCACCGGUCACAAGUGAUGAGGACUCGGGACCGGCCGUCAGCGGUCACAUGAUCCAGGCGAUCUUCAGCAUGCUCUGGUCCACGGUGGUCAUGGAGCUGUGGAAGCGUCGGAGCUCCUCCCUCUCCUACCGCUGGGGGACCAUGCACCUCGCAGAGCGCUUCGCAGAACCCCGACCCGGCUUCCACGGCAGCCUCGGGGUCAACCCUGUGACAGGUCGCAUGGAGCCGCUCUUUCCUGAAUGGCAGAGGGAACUGCGUAUGGCCGUGGUGUCAGUCCCAGUGGUGGGGCUCUUUCUAGGGUUGGUGAUUCUGGGUAUGCUGUGCUUCUACUGGGGGGAGGCCCAGGUUCAACAGCUACACGGAGACUGGGACUCCCUGCUGUCUCAGACUCUGCUCUACGUGCCCUCGGUGCUUCACAUCCUCUACACGAAUGUGCUGGCAACCGUUUACAGGACGGUGGCAAAAUCUUUGACUGAAUACGAGAACCACAGAGAGGAGUCCUCCUUCGAGAACCAUCUGACAGCUAAAGUCUUGGUGUUCACCUUCUUCAACUGCUUUGCAGUGCUCUUCCACAUUGCCUUCUUCAAGCAGGACGUGCCUUUGCUCCGCAAGCGUCUGGCGUCUUUGCUGAUAAUUACCCAGCUGUUGAACCAGGUGACAGAGGUGGUCAUACCCUUCCUGGUGGACCGGUUCAUCAGCGCCCCCCACAGGACAGAGAGUGAAGACGACCCACAGGAGGACAAGUUUAGGAACCAAAGCACCCUGCCUGCUUUCCCUGGCUUGUUUGCAGAGUACAUCGAGCUCCUGGUGCAGUUUGGGUAUCUGAGUCUUUUCUCCUGCGUGUUUCCUCUGACGGCCGUACUGCUGCUCAUCAAUAACCUAACGGAGAUCCGAACGGACGCCUACAAGAUCUGCAAUCUCUUCCGGAAACCCUUCUCCCCACCUGUGGCUAGCAUGGGCGUGUGGCGGAUUGCUUUCGAGGUCCUGAGUUUCGUCUCCGUCGUGUCCAACUGCUGGCUGCUGCUGCUGUCACCAUGGUUGCAAAAUCUGUGUCAAGAGGGCGGAUUGAGCAGCACAAACAUUCUGCUGUUGGCUGUGUUGGUGGAGCACGUGCUGAUCUUGGUUAAGGUGGUUUUGGCGGUACUGAUACCCGAUGAACCGGACUGGGUCCGGAAGAAGAAGGAGCAUAUAGAGUUCACAUCCAUGCAGGCCUUGAGAGAGCAGAAACUACAUUCUGAAUGAAGUCUUGAUUUCGUUCCAAAGCGUUGAGGUGUUGCUUUACGCUGCUGUGUGCUCAGCUGCUACAACUAGAAGAUAGUACCAUCCUCAGUGUUGUGUGGACCCACAGAGGAGAAGAGUCUCCGGCAGGGCCCACAAUGCAUUCUGCUGUGCCCCGAACACUGCCCCUGUACACUUUAGUAUUUCUGCUGCUCUCACUAGUUAUGGUGCUUCCGCGAUGUACAUUUGCAUUUGAAAUGCAUACUCAUAUUACAUGUACACUGCAAGUGCAAUUGAAACAGCAGCUAAAAAGUAAUUUUUUUUAUUAGAUUGCAAAUGGAAUGUAUUGAUUAUGUGUGCCCUUUAAAAAAAGACUUUGUUAUGAUAACAGAGGUUUUGACGGGCACUAUGAGGGCACCCUGGGAUGUAUGUUAAAUCACCUUGGCUACAGUAUGUAGUCAUUAGUUGCAGUAGUAAAGGACACACAGGACAGAGUAUUUGAUGUAAUGCUCAGGGUCAAAGGCAGACAGAAUACUUGACUAAGCUAUCCAUUUUUUUGUCUGGAGUAGGACUCUUUUAAGGAGUGUUUUUGCUCCGAUCACCUAGUGAUAAGCCGUGGUUAGUGUUCGGGAUUCAUAAUAUGCGGACAGUCUCAUCACUGUAGUGAUUAUAAGAUAAGAUAAAGAGAUAUAACUUCAUGUAUGUGCAUCAGUUGCAAUACAAAGUGGGAAAAGUGAAAAUAUUAUGAGUGCAAAUUUAAAACCCUGUAAGUCUUUAAGACAAAAAGCAACAUAUAAAUGUCUUUAAAGCUGCUUUACAUGUUGCCUAUUCAACAAUCAGAGCAUUAAUAAAGCUGCAAAUAGCUAUUUGCUAUCCAACAUAUUGGUGCAGUAAUGACCUGAGCAGAUAAUGAAAUCAUUUCCCCUGUGUUUGCUGUAAUCUAAACUUCUCAUUGCUUCUUGACAUAGUCAGGUCGCCAUGCUUGCAUGUCAGCUUAUAGCGUAACGCCCACCUCCGGUUCACCCUCAGGUAACUACUGUUAACUCCUUCAGCGCUGUUAAGGUUGUUUGCACUGUUAGAGCUGUAGGCACCUUUAAAUGCAAGCCGCCAGCGCCAUAUUUAGAGGCAAUAGAAAUGCUCUGAAUUCGGCGCUUAGCACCUUUAAUCAAUGUAUUUGUGAAAGGUUGGACUCAUAAUAAUGAAACCACAGAGAAUUAUUACCCUACAGUGCCAUCUUUAGGCUCAACAGAGCAUUACAGCAUCUCUAAUCUCAUUGUUAUGGUUUUCUGGCCCACAAUUUUGCUGUUUUGAUCAAAUCUCACUGUCCUCGUCAGGAAUAAAGAAAAGCUCUGAUAAAUCUUCUAUUGGCUAGCAAACAGCAGACAGACAAGGAUAGAGACUAGCUGGUGAACAUAAUGGAACGUUUAGCAGCUAAAGGGGAAAAUAUUUCCCUCAGGAGCUGGUGGAGACCAAAAACAGAGCUAAAAGGAGAGUGAAUAUUGGACAUUAGGUGGACAGAAACACAACUCAACAACAAUGCUGCAUUUACAGUUAGUUGUGCUGCCCCCAGGCAAACUUCAGAAAAUCAUACAUUUUGUCUAUGGUUCCAUCAAGUGGAGAAAUACCAGAUUGAAUUGUUGAAUUGAAUUCUUUAUUGACAGUGAAAAAGGUCAAACCCUUUAGAGGGAGGUAGAGACUUUCACAGUAGAGUAUUUUACACAUUUAUUUAUUAACGUUCUACUAUAAUGGUAUUACUAUCUGUUAUUGUGCUCAAUUCACUUUCUUGUCUGACUUGAUGUUGAAAACCUCGUAAGAAAUCAUGAAAAACACUUUGAGAUUUGUCUCUGGUUGAGCCGUUAGAAGAAAAUGUGGCACUUGUAGCCUUAAAUAAUCAGAGUAUGGUUGUAGGACCAUGGCACAUAUGUAACAUGAGAUGAAAACAGUAAACAAUGUACCAAGAUCUGAUUUGCAUUGAAAGUGAUGCUACCAAAGAACCGCUAUGUGCUUUGCUUUUAGAAAUGUAUAUAUUUUUAAUGUCUGGAUUUCAGUGUUUACUAACCUGCCCAUCUGUUGUGUGCCACUAAGAAUGACUGCUUGAGUUCACUGUGCUGCAACAGCUAAUUCACCUUAUAGUCUAUUACAUUACAUUCACACUUAUAGUGUUAUUUCACUGUUCACUGCUACAUUUGAAUUAAUAUAAUGAAUGUGCAGAUGAAUCCAGGGAAGAAUUCCACCAUUUCUUCCAUACUUGCUUGACAGUGGUGAAUUGUUUUUACUUAUAAAUUAUUGACUUGAAGAGUUAGUAUUCUUUCCGGCCACCAGGAGGCACUAUACACUUUCAAUGUAAUUCCACAUGCAGCUUUUCACAUCCCUGGUGGCUGUAGAAGGCCUGCCUCUGUAGAGAUGCAGAUGUAGAGGGGGGGUGAGACUUCCUCAUGCGUCAGUAAAUGUGCACUCUUGACACUAAUCAUAAACCUAGGAGUUUGUGUGCGUAUGUUCUGAAGGGUUGUGAUGAGGUUGUGAAGAUUAAAACUAUUACAUAACCUGGUCCCAGGAUCAGGAUUUCAGGUCAGAAACAGAGAUGGCAAUGUGGGCCGGUUAUCCUUCAAUAAACUCACAGAAAGAAACUGCAUGCUGUGUCUACUCUUUAAAGAAAUCAACAUCUCCCACACUCUUUACUCCAUUCAUUUGACAGCUGCAGUUAUUAGUUGAUUUUAUCACUUAGUCGAUCAUCAGACAAUCACCAGAUGUCUUUAUAAAGUCUAUAAAGAUAUAUUUUCCAACUGAGCUCUGACUAAAUAAAAACUCAAACGAGAUUAUUUUGUUCGGUGCAGGGUCUCGCCUCAGUUCAUGCUGUAACACUUGUUAUG